UAACAUUACCGAGGCCUCAGUAUCAGAGGUAUGAAGACACCAGACUUUCAGCUGCUGUCAAAGACUUCAUGUUGGCUCUCCUCACUUCCCAUGUGGUCCUGGUCAUCGACCAUACGGUUGAUGAAGACUUGCAAACUCUUUUGAUGAGAUCUCUGAACAACGGCACUGGUAUCAUGGUGGCUGUCUAUCGUUUGCAGUUCCCGUUAGAUGGGCUUGAUCAGUUGUACAGCGACAUAUACGACCACCUGGAGUCAUACACAAGCGCUGUUUACUUCAUCAUUACAGCUCCAAAACUCAGCGAGGAUAUUGUGGAAAUGAUCCGUUAUGAGGACCUAGUUCGACGCAACCUGCUGUACAUGUUCUACUGGAGAGAAGUGAAACCAACUCUUAACUUUAAACAACACCUGAUAGAAGCAAUGAGAGUGUGCAUUGUUAUAAACAGACAACCUGGAACUUACCAGGUAUAUUACUCCCAGGCCCAACCGAGCGGGAGGUCCCUCCUGCAGCUGGUCAACUGGUGGUCCGCUCGCACCGGGGGAUUGUACAGACACCCUCUUCUACCUCCCGCAGAUAAGGUCUACAAGGACUUCAAUGGCCGCACUUUCUACAUCCCAGUCCUUCAUAAACCCCCAUGGCACUUUGUUACUUACAACAAUGACAGUAUUGUUGUGGAGGGAGGCAGAGAUGACAAGCUGCUUCAAAUGUUGGCUGUGAAACUCAACUUUCAAAUUGAGUAUUUUGAUCCUCCCGAAAAAAGUCAAGGAUCUGGCAUUAUUAAUGGGACGAUGAAUGGUGUGCUUGGCCAAAUAUGGAGACGGGAUGUGGACCUCUUUAUGGGAGACCUUACGGUAACAUAUAAUCGUAGCCAAGCUGUGGAGUUCUCGUUCCUAACGUUGGCUGAUAAUGAAGCUUUUCUCACCCACACCCCUGGGCGGCUCAACGAGGCUUUGGCCCUCGUCCGAUCCUUUCACUGGGAGGUUUGGCCGCUGGUGAUAUUUACUAUACUUGUCUCUGGUCCUCUUUUGUUCUUGAUCAUAUAUAUUCCUCAGCUGUGGAACAAUGAGGAACCAGUUGUCUCUCCUCUUAAGCUGUUCAAUGAUUGCAACUGGUUCAUAUACGCCAUUUUUCUUAGACAAGGAGUUUCGGUCCAAACAGAGAAGCACAAGGUGAGGUUCGUUGCCAUUCUGUUGUCUCUGGGUGCCACUUAUGUUAUCGGUGACAUGUAUUCAGCCAAUCUCACAUCCAUGCUGGCUCGCCCAGCCAGAGAAAGGCCCAUAACAAAUCUGGAACAACUGGCUGAAGCAAUGGAGAAUCAGGGAUACCAACUGUUGGUAGAAAAGUUUAGUGCUUCCCAUGGCAAUGUUGAGAAUGGUACUGGCUUGUACAAGAAAAUCUGGCAACAAAUGGAGAAGCAGAAGAUGUAUCCCCUCAUAGAGUCCACAGAAGACGGGAUGAAGCUGGUGAGAGAUAAGAAGAAUGUAGCUCUCAUAGGAGGCAGAGAGACUUUCUUCUUUGAUACUCGACGGUUUGGAGUUCAUAAUUUUCACUUGAGUGAAAAACUUUACACUCGAUACUCAGCCAUCGCAAUGCAGCUGGGAUGUCCUUUCAUUGACAAGUUCAAUCAGAUACUGAUGAGACUGUUUGAAGCUGGAAUACUAACGAAAAUAACGGAAGAGGAAUACCAGAAUCUGGGAGAAAAGAAAUGGAGGGAGUCCAGAAGGACUCAACAGGAGAAGGAGGAAUUAUCGACCAGCGUUGCUGAGGGGGAUGACAAACUUGAGGAGGAUGAUAAACUACGUCCAAUGAGCAUUAAGGCUUUGCAAGGAGGUUUCUUUAUUCUCAUGAUCGGUCACUGUGCUGCAGGUAUUUUGCUUCUGCUGGAGCUGAUGGUGGCUCACAAUCGCAAGUGUUUGGGAUCUAAGAGAGAAUCCCAAAAAAAUCCAUCAAAGGAAGAUUGUUAGUAAAAACGUUUCUUUAACCACUUCACUCUUCUGGUGUGUUAUAUGAGUAUUUAAAUCAACAAUAACAUUAGUAUAUCACUAUUAAUAUUGUAGCUCACUCUAUGUCAAUUUGCAAAGUCUUAAUUUAAUAAUUAAAUACUACAAUA
Molecule: messenger RNA, 2107 nt
Organism: Homalodisca vitripennis (glassy-winged sharpshooter)
Lineage: Eukaryota; Metazoa; Arthropoda; Insecta; Hemiptera; Cicadellidae
Product: ionotropic receptor 40a-like
Exons: 15
Coding region: 69-1961 (630 amino acids)
Cellular component (GO): membrane
Molecular function (GO): glutamate-gated receptor activity
Source: RefSeq, a predicted model, not a curated record